Messenger RNA from Chinchilla lanigera (long-tailed chinchilla), 1181 nucleotides. RefSeq names its product C-type lectin domain family 12 member A-like. The transcript is spliced from 6 exons. The record is from RefSeq and is a predicted model, not a curated record. NCBI's taxonomy places the organism in Eukaryota, Metazoa, Chordata, Mammalia, Rodentia, Chinchillidae. Gene Ontology annotation, molecular function: signaling receptor regulator activity. The coding region runs from base 175 to 975 and encodes 266 amino acids.
GUACUACAUGUAGGCACUAGCUUAUCUGCAGACGUCGGAAAGAGUACAAUAGUUUAUAAAAAGAAGUUUAAAAUUACAGAUCCUGUUUAAAAGGCAACCAGUAGCUCUUUUCACCUUCAAAAGCAGACAAACAAGCCUAAAAAUACUUGUUGAGCUUUCUUUACUAAUUCACCAAUGUCUGAGGAAGUUGCUUAUGCACAUCUAAAAUUCCCAGAAUCCAGAAAGACAGAAACUGUCCAGGAGCUUCACAGAGUUGGGACAAAAGCAUGUCCUGCUCAUUCCCAUACAUGGCGUCAGACAGCCUUCACUCUGACUCUUAUAUGCCUUUUGCUGCUCAUUGGACUAGGAAUCUUAGGAAGUAUAUUUUAUACCACUUUGAAGAUAGAAACAGAAAAACUGAAUAAACUGGAAAAUUUCAAAGAAGAACUUCAGAGAAACAUUUCCCUCCAACUGAUAGCUAACAUGAAUAAGUCUGAAAAUAUAAGAAAUCUCUCUAUUGCUCUGCAAGAUUUGGCCACCAAAUUAUGUCGUGAGCUGAAUAGAGAAGAACCAGGGCACAAAUGUAAACCUUGCCCAAACAGUUGGAUGUGGUACAAGAAUAACUGUUAUUUCUUAUCUGAAACAUAUCAAACAUGGCAAGAGGGUGAAAUAUCAUGUUCUGCUCAGAACGCCAGCUUGUUGCAGAUUGAGGAGAAUAGUACAUUGGAAUUUAUAAAAUCCAAAAAACUAUAUAGUUAUUGGCUGGGAUUACCACCAAAACAAGAUGACAAAAACUCAGAGGAAGUGGAUGAAAACAUUAUCUCCUCAGACAAGCUUAAGAGAAACAUGGAUAAGAUGCAUUGUCGCUAUAUAUAUGGAACAAAGUUUUUUUACGCUUCCUGCACAGAGAAAUAUAAGGUUGCUUGUGAGAAGAAGGCCAAUUCAGUGAAGGUUGAAAGCGUGAUAACAAGUGAAGACACAGAUGGAAGAAUAUAGUUAAUUGUUUUGCUUCAGAUUUUAUCUUGCAGUGGAAGAAAUGCACAAUUUCUGAAUAGUAAAAGGGAUACACAUUUUGUGAUUAAGUUUCUACCUCUUUCCUAACAUUUAUGUCUUUGUACUUUCUCCUACGUCAAACCUUAUCAUCUACGUACAGCCCCAAAACUGUUCAGAAUAAAGGCAGCACUUGCUGGUGGAUACAGGAA